Betta splendens (Siamese fighting fish) is the source of this 3190-nucleotide messenger RNA. It is a transcript of the gene exoc1, whose product is annotated as exocyst complex component 1. The transcript has 21 exons. Gene Ontology annotation, biological process: exocytosis; Golgi to plasma membrane transport. Lineage: Eukaryota; Metazoa; Chordata; Actinopteri; Anabantiformes; Osphronemidae. The record is from RefSeq and is a predicted model, not a curated record. Bases 163 to 2946 code for a protein of 927 amino acids. Gene Ontology annotation, cellular component: plasma membrane; exocyst. Gene Ontology annotation, molecular function: phosphatidylinositol-4,5-bisphosphate binding.
UUUGAUGUGAUGGAGAUGUGAAAAUCUGAGACUCACCGGCGCACGGUCGCCGCCGUGAUGUGACGUUGACAAUACGUCACGUGACAGCUGCGCCUGAGAAGCAGGAAGUGAGAGGGCGGCGCUUAGCAAAGGGCUGCUAGGUUGACACAACAAGCAUCCACCAUGACAGCCAUAAAGCAUGCUCUCCAGAGGGACAUCUUCACACCCAACGAUGAGCGUCUCCUCGGCAUAGUCAAUGUCUGCAAGGCCGGAAAGAAAAAGAAGAACUGCUUCUUGUGUGCAACAGUUACCACAGAGAGGCCUGUUCAGGUUAAAGUGGUGAAGGUGAAAAAAUCUGACAAAGGGGACUUUUACAAGCGUCAGCAGACCUGGGAACUUCGAGAUUUGACUGAAGUCGAUGCCAAAGAUGCAAGCAAAGAAAACCCUGAAUUUGACCUUCACUUUGAGAAGGUUUACCGCUGGGUGGCCAGCAGUACGGCUGAAAAAAACUCCUUCAUCUCCUGCAUUUGGAAGCUCAACCAGCGUUAUCUGAGAAAGAAGGUGGAGUUUGUGAAUGUCAGUUCUCAGCUGCUUGAAGAACUUCCUAAAGCGGAAGAGUCUGUACCAAGCGGUGAGAUCCAGAGUGUGGCUGGCGGUGAUGAGGAUGCUCUUGAUGAAUACCAAGAGUUGAGCACCCGUGAGGAACAGGACAUUGAAAGCAUGAUGGGGAUGUGCGAGGACGCUAUCUCUAAUGCUGAGGCUUUUGCAGAGGCGCUCUCCAAGGAGCUGCAGGUUUUAGAUGGGGCCAACAUCCAGUCAAUCAUGGCAUCGGAGAAGCAGGUCAAUAUCUUGAUGCAGCUUCUGGAUGAGGCUCUGAAUGAGGUGGACACCAUCGAGGGAAAGCUGAGCAGUUACGAGGAGAUGCUUCAGAGUGUCAAAGAGCAGAUGGACCAGAUCUCACAGAGCAACCGCCUAAUUCAGAUCAGCAACACCAACAAUGGGAAACUGCUGGAUGAGAUCCAGUUCUUAGUGAACUACAUGGACCUAUCAAAAGGACAUAUCAGAGCCUUACAGGAGGGAGACCUUACCUCACCUAAAGGUAUUGAAGCCUGCAUCAAUGCCUCUGAAGCUCUUCUGCAGUGCAUGAAUGUGGCCCUCCGACCAGGCCACGACAAGCUGAUGGCUGUGAAACAGCAGCAACUCCUUUUUGCUGAGCUCAGAGACACCUUCGCUCGUCGCCUCACCAAUCACCUCAACAACGUUUUUGUUCACCAGUUCAACCACUUCAGUCACUUCAAAAUGACCAUCCCUCAGUUCUAUAGGUCCUCCUGUCUGUCACUUCCAGGCCAUGACCAGAGCUCCACCUUGUCCCAGCACACAGCAGAGCUGACCUUGCCCAAGCACAACCCCCUCCACAGGGACCUGCUACGCUACGCUAAACUCAUGGAGUGGUUAAAGAACACCCAGAGGGAAAAGUAUGAAGGGCUUUCAAGGACCUAUGUUGACUACAUGAGUAGACUAUAUGAACGAGAAAUCAAAGAGUUCUUUGAGGUUGCCAAGAUAAAGAUGGCAGGUACAAGCAAGGAAGCGAAAAGCAAGUUUGCCACGCUUCCGCGGAAAGAGAGUGCACUCAAACAAGAAACAGAGAGCCUUCACGGCAGCUCUGGGAAACUGACAGGCUCCACCUCAAGCCUCAACAAGCUCACAGUGCAGGGCUCCAACAGCAGGCGUUCUCAGUCCUCCUCACUGUUGGACAUGGGAAACAUGUCGGCCUCUGACCUGGAUGUGGCAGAUAGGACAAAGUUUGACAAGAUAUUUGAGCAGGUCCUCAGUGAGCUGGAGCCUCUGUGUCUUGCAGAACAAGAUUUCAUCAGCAAGUUCUUUAAGCUGCAGCAACACCCCACAGUUAUACCACCUCUUGCUCAACCUGAAACAGAGGAAUUAGAUGGAAGUGUGCCAUCGAGAAUGCCUUCUCAGGCUGAACAAAGACAUUCCUUGUCAUCAGAGAAGGACAUGGUGCGGCUCAUGAUGAAUAAAAUCUUCCAGUGCAUUGAGACAGAGCUCAACAGUCUCAUUGCUCUGGGUGACAAGAUUGACAGCUUCAACUCUCUCUACAUGCUGGUGAAGAUGAGUCACCAUGUGUGGACAGCUGAGAACGUUGACCCGGCCUCUUACCUCAGCACUACUUUGGGAAAUGUGCUGGUCACUGUCAAGAGGAACUUUGACAAAUGCAUUUCUGGCCAAAUUAAACAAAUGGAGGAGGUGAAGAUUUCCAAGAAAAGCAAAGUUGGCAUCUUGUCUUUUGUUACUGGAUUCGAGGAGUUUGCGGAGUUGGCUGAAACAAUCUUCCGUAGUGCCGAACGCCGAGGAGACUUAGAUAAAGCUUAUGUCAAACUCAUCAGGGCUGUUUUUAUAAAUGUGGAGAAAGUGGCAAACGAAAGCCAGAAAACACCACGGGAUGUUGUAAUGAUGGAGAAUUUUCACCACAUCUUCUCUACACUGUCACGUCUGAAGAUCUCCUGCCUGGAUGCAGAGAGACGAGAGGCCAAGCACAAGUACACGGAUCAUCUGCAGUCCUAUGUAAUCAACUCUCUGGGUCAGCCUCUAGAAAAACUGAAUCAUUUCUUCGAAGGCGUCGAGGCGCGUGUGGCCCAGGGUGUGCGUGAGGAUGAGGUGAGCUAUCAGCUGGCCUUCAACAAACAAGAGCUACGCAAGGUCAUCAAGGAGUAUCCUGGCAAAGAGGUGAAGAAGGGACUCGACAACCUUUACAAGAAGGUUGAUAAACACCUGUGUGAGGAGGAAAGUCUGCUGCAGGUGGUGUGGCACUCCAUGCAAGACGAGUUUAUCCGUCAGUACAAGCACUUUGAAGGGUUGAUUGGCAGGUGCUACCCUGGAUCUGGAAUCACCAUGGAGUUCACCAUCCAAGACAUGUUGGAGUAUUUCUCCAGCAUUGCUCAGUCCCACUAAUUUACCUGUGAUUAUGACUAGCAGUUCACUACUUCCUCACAUACACUAGCUGCUUGCGAAUUACCCUGCCUUUCUGCUUUGGUCAAACAUUUCCUCUAUAUGUGUGUUCGAUGAAAAGGACGUGUACGUUGCACAGCGGAUGAAGAUAUCUGCUACUACUCAGCUCUAAAAUCAUUGUAUUGUUAUAUAUUUGUUAUUACUUUAUGCCAUAUGUAUAUAAAUAAAUUCCCCUCCGUUCAGUUAA